Molecule: messenger RNA, 2618 nt
Organism: Mizuhopecten yessoensis (Yesso scallop)
Lineage: Eukaryota; Metazoa; Mollusca; Bivalvia; Pectinida; Pectinidae
Exons: 6
Coding region: 155-709 (184 amino acids)
Source: RefSeq, a predicted model, not a curated record
CGGGAGAUAACUCUAACUUAAUAGUUUGACAACGCUAGUUUCGAUUUCAACAAAGACGGAAGUGAUAUUCGACCGACAGUGUUCUUUGCAUCAAAGGUCAUCAGCUAGGGUCAAGGGGAAGGUGUCAGUAUACCAUAACUCACAUAAAACAGAGAUGCUUCCUGUUUGGUUCUACCAGCUAGUCAUGGUGACGGUUUUACACUCAUGUACUGCCAGUGUUAGCGUUAAACAACAUUCCAAAGAUGAUACGUUGUAUGAAAUAUCCGAAAACAGGAGAAGAGGCAACACACAGAUAAGGCUUGAGGACAGUGGGCAUGCUAUUAACUGUGGUCCAACGGCAAAUAAAAUGGACUUCAGCUGGUCUCCAAAGACCUUACAUAAAACGACGAAUCCACUAUCAGUUACACUGGAUAUGCUGGCUACUGUUGAUCUCAACUCAGGAUAUGUCCAGCUCAAUGUAACGGACAAAGUAGCACCGGACACCCCAAUAUUUCAGGUUAACCGAACAGGAGGUUGCCAGAGCCUGCAGAAGUUUGGAUUCCAAAAUCUCAACUGUCCUGUUAAGGCAAACGACCAAAUAAAGACAUCCAUCAUGAAAACAGAUGUACCAACUCUUCCGGAGGGCGAGUUUAUUAUCAUGAUCGUCGUUACAAAUGAGAACAAAGAACUGUUUCUAUGCAUGAAGGCAGACGUCACAAUCCAGCCCUGAUCUAUCGUGGUACGGUAACCUGAUUCAAGCUUUGCUCAGCUGUAACGCAUAUCUACUGUAUAACAGUAUGUACGAUUGUAUCGUAGGGAAUUCGAUUACUUUUUAUAUAUUUUGUACACGUAAAAACGUUAUCUUCACACAUUAUUUUGACAUAACUAAUCAUUUCACACAACAUUGUAAAACAUCUCUUCUAGGAAGAUGGAAUUAUGCUGUUUCGUCAACAGUUAUUGUAAAUACUGCGUCUGCCAAUGUUUACACAAAAACACCGAUCUGCAGGCGAUGUAUGUGUAUGCGAUUUAUAAACAUUCUAUAAGCAUGCGUGUGUGACUUACGAAUGCUACUUCAGACUUGGGGAAGGACGUGACUAUAUACAUGAUACAUGUUCAUAUGAAGCGACUUAUGUUAUCCCCCUUACAGAUUCGAAGGCUUUCUGCGUCCUCUGCUAGGGACACGUUGGAGAGACUAUGGUAAAUCUUCUUCCCCCAAUUCGAUACAUUGGACAUCAAUAUUUUCCUUUUCUCCUAUCUACCCUCUUCUUGUUGGUACUUUCUGUACGUCGGUGGUGUUUCUCUGGGAACUCCGGCUUUCCUUCACCACCAAAACCUGGCAUGUCCUUAAAUGACCAUAGCUGUUGAUGGACGUAAAACACAAAGAAACCAAACCAAACCUGGUGUCUCCCUAGGGACCCGUCUCCAUAGGACCUUUUCUGUGUAAAUGUUGUAUAAUACUGGUAUUGUUCUGGAUGAUGCUGAAUGUUAUUCCAUACUAAAGGUAUCAUGUGAUUGAUACCAAUGUCCUGCACGUUGCUUCUUAUUAAUCAAAUGUAUAAUAUCCUUGUCAUGGUGGCCAUACAGUAUAUAUUUGACUGUCAAUAUCAUUUUUUUUUUCUUUGUUAUGUGAAGUGGUGUACAUAACAGUACGUAUUUAAUUUGUUUCAUUUUUGAGCUGUUUGUUGGAUAUUCUUUCGUUAUGUUUAAUGUUAUCAGUAAUUUGCUGUUAUUUUCCCUUGUUUUUAUGAUCUUUUGUCAGUUCUAUAAUCAGUCAAUAGUAAAACAGUGUGGAUGUUUUUAAAAUAUGUGUAACUGGGGAUCGUCAACAGCAUCGCGAAAACAUGAUAAGCUUGUGUUUUGGUAUGGAAGUAUGUGGGCGAGUUACAUAUAUGUAGGUUUUUUCUUUGCAAACAAUGUGUUGUUUUAUACAGUGACGUAAAACAUAAGAUAAACGGAAUCUCAAACUUAUUUUUAUUCCGUCUUAGUUUAGUCAAUCUCAAUUAAAAUUGUUUUGUCAAAAUCAAAUGUGACAAGAACUAAAUUGAAAUCCUCUUUGUAUUAUUUUGCUCUUUGAUUCAUAUGAUUUACAUAUGAUAAGAUCCAGAAGGCAUUUAUUUAUGAAUUCGAUACUAAAAUACAAGUAGAAUGGAACUAUUGUUUCACUAUAAUUAACUUCUAUGAAUAUACUGUAGAUAAUAUUAGUUUAUAUUUCUUUAUUCAUUAGCCUCUGGUCUAUCAUUUUUGUUUUCUGAAUGAAAAUGAAUUGUUUAAUGAGAUAUUUGUAACAGAUGUGAUCUGUACUACGUGGACACUUGUAAAACAUGUCGUAAGUCUAAUGCGGUUUUGCUACAGAUGAUAAUUUUUCUUGGUUUUUUUUUUAUCUCUUUGAUUAAUAAAACUAAACAAUUGAACAAAAAGGGUUGCUGCUCUUUUUGUGUUAAUUGUUUUAUGCUAUAGAAUGAUAAGAAAAUAUCUGGAAGCUAAUGUGAAUUCUUGUCUUUUAAGUUGUAAAUACAAAUUAAAACAAAUAUAAAUUAGUGUCAAUCAAUUUGUUUAUUUCAGUGCGUUACCAAACUGUAUGUAACAAUAUUUAUUUGAUUAUUUCUGAUGAUAAAUAAAACGAUUGCUGUUAUAAAUAU